CGGGGCGCGCCCCGCAGGAAGCAGCACGAGCGCAGCGGCGCGAGCUGGACGCACCGCGACAAAACCCGCUGAGCACGAGCUCCAACAGGCGGUGACGCGCGGCGCCAGCGGCGGACAGCGGCGGACAGGAGGGAGGAGGGACCGAACGGCUCUCCCACGCUCCCGCUCCCCCGGACUUACGCUUCCCCGUUUUUGGUCCCAAACGCUUCCUCGUUAAGAUGGCUGACCCCAACAGCGACGGAGAGGUACCGGAGAGCGCGCGCGGGUUCGCCCGUCAGGGAGCCCUCCGUCAGAAGAACGUCCACGAGGUCAAGAACCACAAGUUCAUCGCGCGCUUCUUCAAGCAGCCCACGUUCUGCAGCCACUGCACGGACUUCAUCUGGGGCUUCGGGAAGCAGGGAUUCCAGUGCCAAGUGUGCUGUUUUGUGGUCCACAAGCGCUGCCAUGAAUACGUCACCUUCUCGUGUCCGGGGGCUGACAAGGGACCCGCCUCCGACGAUCCUCGGAGCAAACACAAGUUCCGGGUGCACACGUACUCCAGCCCCACCUUCUGUGACCACUGCGGCUCCCUGCUCUACGGGCUCAUCCACCAGGGCAUGAAGUGUGACCACUGUAUGAUGAACAUCCACAAGCGCUGCGUGGCCAACGUGCCCAGCCUGUGCGGGACGGACCACACGGAGAGGAGAGGCCGCAUCCACAUCUCGGCGCAGAUCAGCGGGGACAGCCUCACGGUCAAAAUUAUGGACGCAAAGAACUUGGUGCCUAUGGACCCUAACGGCCUGUCAGACCCCUAUGUGAAGCUGAAGCUGAUCCCAGACCCCAAGAGUGAGAGCAAGCAGAAGACCCGCACCAUCAAGUGCUGCCUCAACCCCGUGUGGAACGAGACCUUUAGUUUCACUCUGAAGGAGAGUGACAAAGACCGGCGCCUGUCUGUGGAGGUGUGGGACUGGGACCUCACCAGCCGCAACGACUUCAUGGGCUCCCUCUCGUUUGGCAUCUCCGAGCUGCAGAAACAAGAGAUAGAUGGAUGGUAUAAGCUUUUGGCCCAGGAGGAAGGAGAAUACUUCAAUGUCCCGGUGCAGCCAGAUGGAGAGGAUGGAAAUGAGGAGCUCCGACAGAAAUUUGAGAGGUGGAAGGUGGGCCCGGGAAAGCCUGCAGACUCCUCCUCCUCUUCUUCGAUCUGCAAAUACGACAGCAACGGCAACCAGGACCGAGUCAAGCUGUCAGACUUCAACUUCAUCAUGGUCCUGGGAAAGGGCAGCUUCGGAAAGGUGAUGCUAGCAGAGAGGAAGGGCACAGACGAGUUGUACGCCAUAAAGAUCCUAAAGAAGGACGUGGUGAUCCAGGACGACGACGUGGAGUGCACUAUGGUGGAGAAGAGGGUGCUGGCACUAUCUGGAAAGCCACCCUUUCUCACACAGCUUCACUCCUGCUUCCAAACCAUGGACAGAUUGUAUUUUGUGAUGGAGUACAUAAAUGGAGGAGACCUCAUGUACCACAUUCAGCUGGUCGGCAAGUUCAAGGAGCCUCACGCUGUGUUUUAUGCGGCCGAGAUUGCCAUUGGACUUUUCUUCCUUCACUCCAAAAACAUUGUGUAUCGUGAUCUGAAGCUGGACAACGUGAUGCUGGACUCGGAGGGCCACAUAAAGAUCGCAGACUUCGGAAUGUGCAAAGAGAACAUGUACGACGGAGAGACCACCAAGACCUUCUGUGGAACGCCGGACUACAUCGCUCCUGAAAUUAUUGCCUACCAGCCAUAUGGGAAGUCGGUGGACUGGUGGGCGUAUGGAGUGCUACUCUAUGAAAUGCUGGCAGGGCAGCCUCCGUUCGAUGGAGAAGAUGAGGACGAACUGUUUCAGUCCAUCAUGGAGCAUCACGUCUCUUACCCCAAAUCCAUGUCCAAAGAAGCUGUGGCCAUCUGCAAGGGGCUGAUGACAAAGCACCCCGCCAAGCGCUUGGGCUGCGGUCCCGAGGGCGAGCGAGACAUCAGGGAGCACGCUUUCUUCCGCUUUAUCGACUGGGUAAAACUUGAGAACAAAGAGGUGCAGCCGCCGUUCAAACCGAAUGCUUGUGGCCGUGAGGCGGAGAACUUUGAUCGCUUUUUCACACGCCACCCUCCCGAGCUGACCCCCACAGAUCAGGACGUUAUUUUCAACCUGGACCAGAACGAGUUCCAAAACUUCUCAUUUGUUAACCCCGAGUAUGCCCAGCCAAGCCACUGACCACAUAGGCCCAGCUCACACCAGUGUACGCUCUGUGGAAAUCACUCCGACAUGUGGAGAUUCAUAGCUGGAAAGAGCAAUACCUUUUUGCUUUUGUCAUGCGUCCAGUUGAUACUUUGCAGCUGAUGUCAUCAACGUUCCCUGGGGGUGUGACGCUAACUGUAGGCACGGCUCUGUCUGAAGCUCUGAGCUUUAUUUUAACACAAUCUGACCAGAAAGAACUGACUUAGCUGGAACUACAACAGGUGAGAUGAUUUGUGCGGUUAAACAAAUCUCUCUCAAAUAACAUCACAAUCACAAGCUUUUCAGUUUUUCAGUUAGUCGCUCUUACCUUUUUGUUGAAAAUCAAAACCUAAACAGGACCAUCAAUGCUUUUAUUGAUCACAGGCUCCUGAAAAUGUGCUGUUUAAAUCCAUUUUGUAUUUUGUCUUGAGUAGAGUGACCAGAUGUUCCUCUUUACCCGGGACAGUCCCAGUUUUGAGCCCUGUGUCCCCUGUUCUAGCAGAUUUAUACAAAACCAGUGAUUUGUCUCAGUUUUAUACAAGAAAUGUCCCAGAUGUCGCUAUUUUUUACCAAUUUGAUAUCUACCAAAAGUAAAGAGAGGCAUACACUGUCACUUGUUUCGAUAAAAUACAGAAAAGGUGCUUAAAAAUGAAAAUGUGACUAUACUGUCACAUGUCAGUCAUGAAUGGGCAAGUGUAGAACAAUUUUCCUUAAUCAUGCACUCGUAUCACAGUUUUACUAUUAUGAACCACCACAAACCGAGGGAGUCCCAGUUUUUAAUUUUGAAAAUCUGGUCACCCUAGUCUUGACUGUUAGACUGUUUUGCUAAUGUGCACAUUGUGUCACCAUGAUAACUCAUGAACAUUCCGCCAUAGACAUACAUAUAGAGCCCCCCCAGUGUGAUGUCACUGCAAAGUAUCAAUUGUCUGUGUUAAUUAACAUAACUAAAUCAUGCCAAAUUCUUGUUGUUAGAGAUGGUUCAUCUGUUAAGAAUUAAUUUGCAUAUAAUGAAGUACUGUAUGUUACAAUGUCUGACUUCUGACUUAUCUGUAUGAACACACACACACACACACACGCACAUGUUGACACUUAGCCUCAAAGCUAAUCUUCAGUUCAGAUCCUGAUCAUGCAGUCGCUGUAAUCCCCACAGGAACAUAUCAUGAGUAGAGGCUGUGUGUACAAGUGUUGAUUUGACUUGUGUGGUAACGCAUGCAUGUUGUGCUGCUCCUAUGCCCUGUUUUAGCAGACUACCUGUAUGACUACCUGUCCUUUAACAUAUGAGGUUUACCUUUUAAACCUGGAAUCAUGUCAUUUUUGUUUCUACAUAUUGACAAAUCUAAAUGUAAUCUGUUCACAUAUUGCUAAUAUUCAUACAGUGUAAGUGAAAAAAAACUGACAUCUUUCUUUGCUACUUGCUUCAGUACUUUUCUGUUUUAUAGGACCCAUUAGUUCAGUGCUAUGUCGUGGUGAGCUUCUCUCAAAGUAUUUGCUGUUUGUUUUGAACCAGUCAGACUGUAAGUUGUAAAUGCGGUGGUCUGACCUUUAGUGGUUUUAACUUAAAGCCGUUGUUUCUGUUUUCUGCAUCCACCACACAUUCUGCACUGUGUUUCACUAUGGGACAUAUCUGUUCUGACGUACAGUUGUGGAUCACCAUGGUAACAAACUCCUGUCACGUGCCAAACUGUGAUAAAGGGCAGUCAGGCUGUGCCAUAGCAGCACAUGUACAUUCCACUGUAAUGGUACAUUCCUCCAAACAUCAGCACAAUCCUAUUCAUUCUAUAUAUAUGAACUGUUUGAGAAGAUGUGUUUUAUUGUGAGGAGGUAUCUUUUGUAACUGUGAAUCAAUGCAGGAUAGUUAUCAUGUGUCAAACCUUGUUCUCUGAGCUUGUAUCAAAUACCAUAUGUUGACGGAAAGACUAGUUUUGUCAAAUAAGAGCUAACACCCUGAUGGUAAGAAGCAAUGAUGGAAUGAUCAUAUUGAAAAUAAAUAUAUAUUCAGUUAUUAA
Messenger RNA from Boleophthalmus pectinirostris (great blue-spotted mudskipper), 4231 nucleotides. RefSeq names its product protein kinase C beta type-like. Gene Ontology annotation, biological process: protein phosphorylation. The record is from RefSeq and is a predicted model, not a curated record. Lineage: Eukaryota; Metazoa; Chordata; Actinopteri; Gobiiformes; Gobiidae. The transcript is spliced from 17 exons. Gene Ontology annotation, molecular function: ATP binding; zinc ion binding; diacylglycerol-dependent serine/threonine kinase activity. The coding region runs from base 219 to 2222 and encodes 667 amino acids.